UCUUUCGUGUUCCAUUCGUCUUCUUCCACGGCAAGCGAAGCACAGUAAAAGAGCUUUCUUUCAACUCAAAACGUAUCUAAUCACACAAAACGUUACCGUUUUUGUUCAAAGAUGAUGCUCAGAAUCCGCAGCCGAGAUGGCCUGGAACGGAUCCAAGUCGACGGACCUCAAAUUACAAUUUCUCAAUUAAAAACCCUAAUUGAGUCCCAACUCCAAAUCCCCAUCCAAAACCAAACCCUUUCCACCGAUCAAAAUCUACUUUUAGCUAAGACCCUCGCCGACCUCCUCCGCUUUUCCGACAUGACCGACCCUUCCAUCCCACUCUCCGCCCUUAACCUCUCUCACGGUUCCAUUAUAUUCCUCUACUACCACGGCGAACGCACCGUCCGCGGUGGCCCCACCGUUUCACCCGCCGGAUCGUUCGGCCGUAAGAUGACCAUGGACGACCUCAUCGCUAAACAAACACGGAUCACCCGCCAGGAAUCCCCUCACUGUGACUCUGUUUCCUUUGACCGCGAUUCGGCCAACGCUUUCCAACGUUUCGUUAACGAAACGCUGGCGUUUGCUUCGAAACGCGGCGGGUUCAUGUACGGCACCGUCACGGAUGAAGGUAGAGUGGAAGUUGAUUUUAUUUACGAGCCGCCUCAGCAAGGCUUGGAAGAUGAUUUGGUCCUUUUGAGGGAUCCUGAAGAAGAGAAAUUGGUUGACGCCAUUGCAGCAGGGUUAGGGAGGAAAAGGGUAGGGUUUAUUUUUACUCAGACGAUAAUGCAAGAAAAAAAAGACUAUAAUUUUUCGAACAAGGAGAUUAUACAGGCGGCUGAGCUUCACGCUGAGAGUGAGCUUAAGGAGUGGGUGACUGUCGUGGUGAAGCUGGAAGCCAAUGAAGAUGGGGCUGCGGAUGUUCAUUUUGAGGCUUUUCAAAUGAGUGAUAUGUGUGUUAAGCUAUUGAAGGACGGGUGGUUUGUUACAGAGUUUGGAGAGAAUGAUGAUCCAAAGCUUUCGAAAAUGAAAAAAGAUGUCGUCGUCGGUGGGAAAGAUGUUAAGGAGGUUGAUAAUGAUUUCUUCUUAGUGGUUGUUAAGAUUUUCGACCAUCAGGGACCUCUUUCUACAAGCUUUCCAAUCGAGAAUCGGAAAGACCUUGUGACGCUGAGGGCACUGAAGAGUCAUCUAGAUAGAACAAAGAAUCUUCCUUUUGUGAAGAGAAUAUCGGAUUUUCAUUUGCUGUUGUUUCUGGCCAAGUCUCAAGGCCUUGGUUCCGACGUUCCUGCACUCGCAGAGUGUGUUAACACACAGACAGCGGUGCCAGAAGGUUAUCAACUCCUAAUUGAGUCCAUGGCCACUGCAGCUUGAUGUUAUUUACAUGUAUAUUUUUUUAUUUUACAGUUACAUUUACCUCAUAAUUUACCAUGCUCAUUAGCAAUCUGAGUUGAUUUCCAAUUUCUCCACAGGUAUAAAAGGCCACAGGGUCUCCUGAUAGUUUUAUAAGUAACAAAGAAUUUUACUGUUUCCCAGCA
Messenger RNA from Gossypium raimondii (Peruvian cotton), 1514 nucleotides. Its product is annotated as NPL4-like protein 1. NCBI's taxonomy places the organism in Eukaryota, Viridiplantae, Streptophyta, Magnoliopsida, Malvales, Malvaceae. The record is from RefSeq and is a predicted model, not a curated record. Gene Ontology annotation, cellular component: nucleus. Gene Ontology annotation, biological process: ubiquitin-dependent protein catabolic process. The transcript is spliced from 2 exons. The coding region runs from base 112 to 1350 and encodes 412 amino acids. Gene Ontology annotation, molecular function: ubiquitin protein ligase binding; ubiquitin binding.